This is a messenger RNA of Erinaceus europaeus (western European hedgehog), 1194 nucleotides long. RefSeq names its product killer cell lectin like receptor B1 (gene KLRB1). The record is from RefSeq and is a predicted model, not a curated record. NCBI's taxonomy places the organism in Eukaryota, Metazoa, Chordata, Mammalia, Eulipotyphla, Erinaceidae. Bases 44 to 715 code for a protein of 223 amino acids. The transcript has 6 exons.
CAACCUUCUAGACAAGUUUCCUGUUGUAGUCUCCCGUUUGCCAAUGGACCAGCAAGUGGUAUAUGCUGAUUUAGAUGUAUGCAGGGGUACUGGCAGGAGAGUUCCAUCACACUCACCUCUUCACCAGGAUAUCUGUCAAGGUCCUCCCUGGCAUCGAUUUGCUUUGAAACUUGGUUGUUCUAUUCUUCUUUUUCUUGCCUUUGCAGUAAUUGGGUUGAGUGUUUCAGUGAUAUUUUUGCAGCAAACAUUACCAGUAAGCGUCAAUACUGUGCAUGCUCAAGAGAACUUAAGUGAAACAACAGAAAGGCCAUUUGCAUCAAAAUGCACAGAACCUUGGUACCCAAUCAGAGAGAAAUGCUUGCUGUUUACUUCUGAUGUGUGCACUUGGAAUCAGAGUCUAACCAACUGUAAAGGAUCCAGUUUGCUGCUUAUUCAAGAUCAAGAAGAACUGAGACUCAUACAAAAGCGUAUAGAUUCAGUAGGAGUUCAAUUCUGGAUUGGAUUAAAAUAUUCACCAGCAGAGAAGAACUGGAAGUGGAUAAAUGGAUCAUUUUUAAAUUCUGAGAUGUUGCAAGUUACUGGUAUAUCUGGAAAAAACAUCUGUGUCUCUAUCUCAAACACAAAACUUACUUCUGAGCAUUGUGAAGCUGAAAGCAGAUCUAUUUGCCAAAAGGAACUAAAACCUAUCAGGAAGAAAGUAUAUUCUGAUUCUUGACUAUGGAUUCUUCCCAGUUUCUUUGCAUUUUUAUAGUAUUUAUCAUUUUAAUUCUACAUGUUGUAACAAUGCUCUAGUGUAUACUUACCAUUAUGAAGUGGACAAAUAAGGAUAAGUCUAUUCUAUUUGUUGUUACUCUUACAGAUUUUCAUGUCUGACCUGUCUAUUCUAUACUUUAGGAUACACACACAAAGAGACAACACUUGUCAUCUUCAGAAGCCCAGACUUAGUGACCCUCUUUGCUCCCUACAUGUCCUUGUCAAUCUCCAGAAACAUUGUACUAAAUGAUUUCUACUAGUCUGUGUUCCCCUUCUCUUGUUUUUUCUUCAUACUUUUCUUGAUACUACUGACUUGUGGCAGAAAAUUGAAUAAAGUCCAUCCUCUGGAUUGCUCUGCCAGUGACCUAUAAGUAAGGGGAUUUGGGAAGGGAAUUUAACUCUUCCUGACAUCCUAUAUUCUUCCCAUUUUCUCACAAACUC